AUGUAUACAGCUGAUGCAGCCCAACAGUUUCAGUAUGCAGUGAGAGUUAUUGGAAGCAACUUCGCUCCCACCGUUGAGCGGGAUGAAUUUCUUGUGGCGGAGAAAAUCAAGAAAGAACUUGUGCGACAAAGAAGGGAAGCAGAUGCUGCUUUGUUUUCAGAACUCUACAGAAAACUCGGUUCACAGGGCAUUUUGAAAAACAAAUGGUCAAUACUCUACCUCCUGCUUAGCCUUAGCGAAGAUCCCCGUAAGCAGUCUAACAAGGUAUCAAGUUAUGCCACACUUUUUGCUCAAGCAUUGCCACGGGAUGCUCACUCAACCCCUUAUUACUAUGCCAGGCCGCAAAGCCUCCCGUUGAAUUACCAGGACCGCAGCGCUCAGUCUGCCCAGAGUUCUGGCAGCAUGGGGAGCAGUGGGAUCAGCAGCAUCAGCCUGUAUGCCCUGAAUGGGCCAACGCCAACUCCACAAUCACUCCUUCCAGGACAAUCCUAUCAAACUCCAGGCGUUGGAGAUUGCCUCCGUCAGCAAUUAGGGUCACGUCUCGCAUGGACUUUAACUGCAAGCCAGCCUUCUUUACAAAGCACUACCUCAAAAGGCUUUUCCAAUGCUGUCUCCCGUGGUGUGCCAAGAUCAAGACGAGAAGGAGAUACAAGUGGCUCUGUUGAAAUAACCGAAGCAAACCUUGUAAGAGACGUUUUGUAUGUCUUCCAGGGAAUAGAUGGCAAAAACAUCAAAAUGUGCAAUUCUGAAAAUUGCUAUAAAGUGGAGGGAAAGGUGAGCUUGUCCAAAUCUCUCAGAGAUACUACAAGUAGACUUGCAGAGUUGGGGUGGCUACAUAAUAAAAUAAGAAAAUACACAGACCAGAGGAGCUUGGAUCGUGCGUUUGGACUUGUGGGACAGAGUUUUUGUGCAGCCUUACAUCAGGAACUUAAAGAAUACUACCGACUUCUGUCUGUUUUACAUUCUCAGUUGCAAUUGGAAGAUGAUCAGGGUGUGAAUUUGGGACUUGAGAGCAGUUUAACACUUCGCCGUCUUCUGGUCUGGACAUACGAUCCCAAAAUAAGGUUAAAGACUCUUGCAGCACUUGUUGAUCACUGUCAAGGGAGAAAAGGGGGUGAACUGGCCUCAGCAGUUCACGCCUAUACUAAAACAGGAGAUCCCUACAUGAGAUCUCUGGUUCAGCACAUUCUUGGCCUGGUGUCUCAUCCAGUACUGAAUUUCCUUUAUCGCUGGAUUUAUGAUGGAGAGCUGGAGGAUACUUACCAUGAGUUUUUUGUAGCUUCAGAUCCAACAGUUAAAACUGAUCGGUUGUGGCAUGACAAAUACACUUUGAGGAAAUCAAUGAUCCCUUCUUUUAUUACAAUGGAGCAAUCAAAAAAGGUCCUCCUAAUAGGAAAAUCCAUAAACUUCUUGCAUCAGGUUUGUCAUGAUCAAACUCCAUCCACAAAGAUGAUUGCUGUGGCAAAGUCUACAGAGUCUUCAAAAGAUGCUGCCGAUUUGUUCACAGAUCUGGAAAAUGCAUUUCAAGAGAAAAUCGAUGCAGCUUAUUUUGAGACCAGCAAAUACCUGCUGGAUGUUCUUAAUAAGAAAUACAAUUUACUGGAACACAUGCAGGCCAUGAGGCGCUACUUACUGCUUGGUCAAGGAGACUUUAUCAGGCAUUUAAUGGACUUGCUCAAGCCGGAGCUUGCACGACCAGCUACAACUUUGUAUCAGCAUAAUCUAACUGGAAUCCUUGAAACAGCGGUGAGGGCCACUAAUGCCCAGUUUGAUAAUCCUGAGAUUCUCAAGCGAUUGGAUGUUCGACUUCUGGAGGUGUCGCCGGGGGACACUGGAUGGGAUGUCUUCAGCUUGGACUAUCAUGUUGAUGGGCCCAUAGCAACGGUAUUUACACGUGAGUGCAUGAGCCACUAUCUAAGAGUAUUUAAUUUCCUUUGGAGAGCAAAGCGAAUGGAGUAUAUUCUUACUGAUAUAUGGAAAGGGCACAUGUGCAAUGCAAAGCUACUGAAAAGUAUACCAGAGCUUUCUGGGGUGCUGCAUCAGUGUCACGUUCUGGCAUCAGAAAUGGUCCAUUUCAUUCAUCAAAUGCAGUAUUACAUUACAUUUGAGGUGCUUGAAUGUUCGUGGGAUGAACUCUGGAACAAGGUCCAACAAGCACAAGACUUGGAUCAUAUCAUUGCAGCUCACGAAGUUUUUCUAGACACAAUCAUAGCUCGGUGCUUGCUGGACAGCGAUUCCAGGGUACUUCUCAACCAGCUUCGAGCUGUUUUUGAUCAGAUCAUUGAGCUCCAGAAUGCCCAAGAUGCAAUGUACAGAGCUGCUUUGGAGGAGCUGCAGCUGAGGUUACAGUUUGAAGAGAGGAAAAAACAGCGUGAGCUUGAGGGCAAAUGGGGUGUAACUGCAUCAGAAGAGGAAGAAGAGAGCAAGAGAAUGAAAGAAUUUCAAGACUCAGUACCCAAAAUGUGCUCACAGCUGCGAAUACUCACUCACUUUUACCAGGGAAUCGUACAGCAGUUUUUGGUCCUGCUGACAACCAGCUCUGACGAAAGCCUUCGGUUUCUUAGCUUUAGAUUGGACUUCAAUGAACAUUACAAAGCAAGAGAGCCAAGGCUCCGUGUAUCGUUGGGCUCUAGAGGCAGACGAAGCUCACAUAUGGGACACGCCAGCUUAAGGACUGCACCUCGGUAUCCGAAGGAUCUUGAACCUCUUGUUGGACAAGGCAAUCAGUGUUGACAUAGUACAACCAAA
Messenger RNA from Mesitornis unicolor (brown roatelo), 2748 nucleotides. RefSeq names its product tubulin, gamma complex associated protein 3 (gene TUBGCP3). The record is from RefSeq and is a predicted model, not a curated record. Gene Ontology annotation, molecular function: gamma-tubulin binding; microtubule minus-end binding. The transcript has 22 exons. Gene Ontology annotation, biological process: spindle assembly; microtubule nucleation; cytoplasmic microtubule organization. Gene Ontology annotation, cellular component: equatorial microtubule organizing center; spindle pole; gamma-tubulin small complex. The coding region runs from base 1 to 2733 and encodes 910 amino acids. Lineage: Eukaryota; Metazoa; Chordata; Aves; Mesitornithiformes; Mesitornithidae.